AAAAAAUCUGUCCAGCAGAAGCUCUGCUGGAGGACCGGAUUUUGCAGUUUCAACUACCUUUGACCCGUCUUCGGAGACUGUAGCAGGUCGACCGCAAUGAGGCUGCCUUGAGGUGCAAAGCGAGAAAUAUGACGCUUCUGACCAUUACUUCCGUCGACGAGAUGGAUUGUUUGGCAAGCGUCAAAGGUGGGACAUACUGGACCAGCGGAUCCAAUGAAGAAACCAACUGCGACGUUGAGAAAAAGUAUGCGUGGUGCUCCACGGGCUACAAUAUUUCUGUGAACAUGAUUUCUUUGGCAAAUUUCUGGACGACCCCAAACGUGACUUCAAAUUUGGAAAGAUGCCUGGCCUACAGCAACUCUGGUGUGAAAAAAGGAUUGGCGCACAAAAAUUGCAACGACACUUUCCUAUACAUUUGUCAGUACAACGUGGACUGUCCCAAAAUUUGCUCUAAAAAUUUGAACUGGUUGGCUAACUGGCAGCAGUGUUGCGCCAUUGGAAUGGAGACUCUGAGCAUAGACAAUUUGCUGGAGCAAAGUGGACUAACUAAUUUCUCAUUUAUUAACAAAGAUAAUUGGAAGGCCAAUUUCAACUACUGGACUUCGGGGACGCAAAAAGGUUCACCAGCAAAUCAUUGGUCUUGGUGCAGACCUGACGGCGGUCCCACGACCUUGAAUACACAGCUAGUUUGGGAACAAAACCAGCCCGAUAACAACGGAGGGAACGAAAACUGCGUGCACUUUCGGUUUAUUCUCAACGACACCGGCACCAUUUUGACAGACAGAAACUGCACAAGCAAAUAUAUUUUUGCCUGCAAAACACCUUUGAAGACAACCGCAAAAUCUUGCAAAGCCGAUUGUCCGCUAGAAAAUUGUACCAGAAACGAAACUCUUUUUAACACAAAUUAUGAAUUAAAAAAUUACAAUUCAUAUGGAGAUUGGUUCAGCAGCUGUGGCAGACACUUCUUAUUUUACGUCAAUGCGUCAGAUUGGAACACAGCGUGGGGAGAGUGUUGUCAGAUUGGGUUGAAUUUAGCUACAUUAGAGUCAGCAGGAAAGUCAACCUGCGUUUCUAAGCUAACUGCCCAGUAUUCGUCAUUCACAAAUGGAGACUGGUGGGUCUCUGGAUCGGACAUAAAUUGCGACAAAAAUUUCCAGUGGUGCUCAAUAAACAGGGCGUUUGUUGAGAGCGAAAUCAAAUGGAAAUCAGGACAUCCGAAAGCGGGACUUGAUUGCGUUUACGUGGAAAUUCGCAACAGCAGCAUUUUAUUGGCGACAGCAGAUUGCAAAGAGAAAAAGCGAUUUUUGUGUGAAGUAAGAAGGGAUGCAACUUUUGGCAUCGGUAUGCAGACCGAAUGUGCAGAAAUUUGGGAUAUCAAAUCUGAGGAAAUCGACCUUCUGAUGAACGCCACUGCCAUCACCACGGCCAACAUUUCUAUAAACCUCAAGGUUGAAACUUCCGUUUUGAUUCCAGUAAUUACAGUUCAUUAAAAUUUAACUGCUUUGGUGAAAAAAUCCAGUGUUUCUUGAAAUGCAUUGGAGUGGAAGUUGGAAUGUUUUCCCUCGGAGGGUUAGUUGCAAUUGAGAUGCUGAGGCAAAUUGAACUCGUCACCUCGGAAGAUCCAGUUAAAUUGGAACAGGGAUUUACAGCCUAUGACAGUUGCAGUGGAAUAAAAUAUGACGAUGAAUGCGUAACCGCUCAUGAAACCUUCAAGUGCGGCCAAGAAAAAGCACCAGACAUUCUCAACACAGUUAUUACAAAUAAUUUUGGCAACUCAACCAUCUUUAAAGCACCAAUGCCAUGCGUUCCGAUGUUACGGACUUGUUGGGUCUCGGAAAACGUGCCUUGCGUUGCAAAUCAAACCUUGAUAAAUCAACUGAAUUCAACAGGAUCUUGUGAUUUUGGCUCCAUGACAAACUCAUCGUCAGGCAAAAGAAUUUUUGUGUCUUAUAAAACAGCAAUAUUGUCUUCGGUAAUUGCGUACAGGCAAUGCUGUUCAAUAAAUAUGAAGCUAAUGGAACCGACCACGGUAGCAGAACUGGAAGACAUGCGCGGAAGAUUAGCGAUCAACGAUUAUUUUUUGUUGAGUGAAACAAUGAACGUCAAUCAGACUCAUGACAUUUGGUGCCGCAAUCGGAAAGUUUUGACAGAUGAGCUGUACGAUGUUAAUACUGUUCAAAGAUCCAUGUGUGGCAGGUCAAUUACGGCGGGCCUUACAUCCUCAAUGCGACUAAUUGUGUGGGGCGGCGAGCCAGGCGAUGAUAUGGCGUACCGAUACUUGAAUCCUCAUUUGUAUGCCGAUUAUGCUUCUCCUUUCGUUGGAUAUAUAUGUGAGCCGCUCUAAUUAUUUAUUAGUUUGGACUCAAAAUUUAAAAUUGGAUUUGAUUUGAGUUUUGAGGGGGCAAAUUAUGGAUUGCAAACGGAUAGCUAAUUAAAUUUGUA
Molecule: messenger RNA, 2442 nt
Organism: Neocloeon triangulifer
Lineage: Eukaryota; Metazoa; Arthropoda; Insecta; Ephemeroptera; Baetidae
Exons: 18
Coding region: 129-1490 (453 amino acids)
Biological process (GO): biological process involved in interspecies interaction between organisms
Cellular component (GO): external side of plasma membrane
Molecular function (GO): carbohydrate binding
Source: RefSeq, a predicted model, not a curated record